AUGGCAACAUGGGAGGCGCUUUCUUCAGUUAUCGCGGCUGCGCUGGUUAGCGGCGGGCCUCCGUGCUUGUUCUACAACUAUGUUGCUUCGUUUCUGUGUACCAUCUGCAUCGCCACUUCGCUCGCAGAGAUCGCCUCCAUUUAUCCAACAGCAGGAGGGCAAUACUGCUGGGUCGCAGCUCUCAGCCCAGCCCGGUCCAAGCUCGCUGCUUCCUAUUUCACGGGCUGGAUAUCCGCUUUAACCACUCUCAAUGACGACUCCUAUGUACCAAAGCGUUGGCAGGGCAUGCUGUUCUACUGGGCCACACUACUUUAUGCAGCUGGUAUGAACGUCUGGGGCGUCAAGGCGAUGCCGCACGUUAACCUAAUGUCUGGAAUUACCCAUAUUGUCGCUUUUUUUGGCACUGUCAUUACCCUCGUGGUCAUGGCCAAUAAAAACACAGCAUCCUUUGUCUUCGCCGAGUUCGUCAAUAGUAGUGGUUGGGACUCGGAUGCCGUAUCAUGGCUAAUUGGUCUCCUGAAUGCAGUCUAUCCGCUUCUUGGGUACGACGCGGCUUGCCACUUGGCCGAAGAGCUUCCGGACGCAAGCCGUAACGUUCCGUUAGCCAUGAUCGGCAGUGUUGUCGUCAACGGUCUAAUGGGUCUGGUGUAUUGCAUUUUGCUUCUCUUUUCCGCCAGGUCAGUCAAUCGCUUAGUCGACACGCCAACCGGCUUCCCAUUCAUGGAGAUAUAUCUCGACGCCACACUGUCCAGGGUCGGGGCCACCAUCAUGUCGCUCAUGUUGGUCCUAGUCGCCGCUGCGGCAACAGUCGCCAGCACAACGUCGACGUCUCGGACGCUCUGGGCAUUUGCUCGCGAUAAAGCCACACCAUGCCACGAGUACUUGAGCCACGUUAGCCCAAAGCUGCAAGUUCCCGUUCGAGCCGUCGUGCUGGUUGUCGCCUUGCAAGCGCUCCUUGGCUUUAUGUAUCUCGGCAAUGACGCUGCUUUCAAUGCGGUCCUGUCGAUGGCAGUUAUUGGCCUCUACUUGUCGUAUAUUCUCCCCAUUGCAUACAUGUUCUUCCACGGACGGCAAAACCUGGGCAAGCAGAACUUUGGAUCUUUCCGCCUCCGCCCAUGGCUGGGCUUCACCUUCAAUGUUGUAAGCAUGAUCUGGAUGGUGGUUGUCAUGGUCUUCAGGACUUUUCCGACCACCCUUCCCGCAACGCUGCAAAGGAUGAACUACUCCUCAGUCGUCCUGGCCGGCUGGCUUACGUUUGGGGCCAUCUAUUACACCAUAGCUGCCAGGCACAAGUUCGAGGUUCCGGUGACCUAUGUCAGUUCAAUACCCAAUCUGUCAGUGUCAGUCCACGGGGAUGAUAAACGCCUUAACAAACAGGAUCACGGAGACCUUCAAUUUAGCUAG
Messenger RNA from Hirsutella rhossiliensis, 1404 nucleotides. Its product is annotated as amino acid permease domain-containing protein. Gene Ontology annotation, cellular component: membrane. The transcript is spliced from 6 exons. Bases 1 to 1404 code for a protein of 467 amino acids. Gene Ontology annotation, biological process: transmembrane transport. Gene Ontology annotation, molecular function: transmembrane transporter activity. The record is from RefSeq and is a predicted model, not a curated record. NCBI's taxonomy places the organism in Eukaryota, Fungi, Ascomycota, Sordariomycetes, Hypocreales, Ophiocordycipitaceae.